Messenger RNA from Pieris napi, 1051 nucleotides. RefSeq names its product transcription initiation factor TFIID subunit 8 (gene Taf8). Gene Ontology annotation, biological process: transcription initiation at RNA polymerase II promoter. Bases 147 to 986 code for a protein of 279 amino acids. The record is from RefSeq and is a predicted model, not a curated record. The transcript is spliced from 6 exons. Lineage: Eukaryota; Metazoa; Arthropoda; Insecta; Lepidoptera; Pieridae. Gene Ontology annotation, cellular component: transcription factor TFIID complex. Gene Ontology annotation, molecular function: protein heterodimerization activity.
UGGUACAAUCUGUGAUAAUCUUAGCUGUUGCUUCAUGACAAAUGUUGAAAAUUAAAUUGACAAACAAAUGAUAAACAAGUUUUCAUUCUAAAUUAGCUUUUGAUUUCAAGUUCUAAUUUCGUCUAUAGCACUGUGAAAUCAAUAUCAUGUCCGAGACAACAGAAAAAAUUGAAAGUAAUGGUGAUGCUCGGAGAAGAAUACUUAACAUAGCAGUAUCAACUGUCCUUUUAGAAAGUGGAUUCGAAACAGUAGACAAAAUUAGCCUAGAGACGUUGACGGAGAUGUUACAAUGCUUUUUUACAGAAGUUGGUAACUCAGCAAAUCGCUACUGUGAAUUAUCUGGUAGAGUAGAACCUGUAUUGGCUGAUGUUAUGUUGGCGCUUAUCAAUAUGGGAAUAAGUCUUCAAGGCUUAGAGCAAUAUGCAGCUAGGCCAAAUAGACAUGUAAUUCAGCCACCACAACAAGCACCUGUGCCUAGAACACCAGCUAUGUUGUCAGCUGGUUCAAAAGCUAAGCCAUCUCCACACAUACCAUUCCACUUACCAGCAUUUCCUGAUCCGCAUGCAUACAUAAGAACACCUACACAUAAGCAACCUGUUACUGAGUAUGAAGCAAUAAGAGAAAAAGCUGCAAAUCAGAAACGGGAUAUUGAGAAGGCAUUGACAAAAUUUCUUGCAAAAACAAGUGAAACACACAAUCUCUUUAAUACGGAAGACAACCAAGUUUUUCCAUUGAUUGCGUGUAAGCCAACCUUUCCAGCAUAUUUGCCAUGCUUACUACCUACUGACCAAGUCUUUGACUUUGAUGAAUUAGAAUAUCACUUUCAAGUUGCUAAUAGAACAGAAGAUAUUCCAGCUGAGAAAAAAGACCAAUCAGACAAUGAAGGAGAGAAUGGUGGGGAUGGUGAAAAUGCUAAUAAUUCUCAAUCAGAAAAUCCUGAUUCUACAUUACCAUCUAGUCCAGAUAGAAUUAAAUCUGGGGGAUAAAAUAAUUACUUAAGUUAACUUUUUAUUACAACUAUGUAUCAAUUAAUAAAAUGUUGUCCAUAAAU